Messenger RNA from Cuscuta campestris, 549 nucleotides. The record is from the annotation of a GenBank genome assembly. Lineage: Eukaryota; Viridiplantae; Streptophyta; Magnoliopsida; Solanales; Convolvulaceae.
GGGCAAGAGAAGAAGAGAGACUGAAAUCUAAAUAAUUAAACAGCCUUUCAUUCUUGCUAUAUUUUCAUUACAAUAUAUAUAUAUCUCCGCCCAAUACAUCAAUGGCGGUUCUCGAUCUUCACCACCCAUGGCUCUUUGGGUUUGGAAUCUUAGGUAACAUCAUAUCGUUGUUAGUAUUCCUUGCACCAAUGUCAACAUUCAUUCGAAUUUGGAGAGCAAAAUCAACAAUGGGGUUUCAUUCGUUCGCAUUAGCAUUGUUGGCUGGAUUUGUGUCGCGUUUUCCAUUGCUGUUUUUGCUUCACCGCUUAGUGUUGCGCUUCAAGUAUUCCAAACAAAGAGUGUUGAGUUCUUGCCAUUCUACUUGUCUUUCUUCCUCACAAUGAGCGCAAUUAUGUGGUUCGGUUAUGGUGCAGUAAUGAAGGACUUACGCAUUGCGUUGCCAAACAUAUUGGGGUUCUUCUUAGGGCUGCUUCAGAUUUUAUUGUACGUGGUAUACCGAAAGGCAGGGCCAGUUAAAGUGGACGAAGCCAAGAAAACAGGGGAGCAAAU